This is a messenger RNA of Tribolium madens (black flour beetle), 480 nucleotides long. RefSeq lists its product as uncharacterized. Gene Ontology annotation, cellular component: membrane. Gene Ontology annotation, biological process: sensory perception of taste. Lineage: Eukaryota; Metazoa; Arthropoda; Insecta; Coleoptera; Tenebrionidae. The record is from RefSeq and is a predicted model, not a curated record. The transcript has 5 exons. The coding region runs from base 1 to 480 and encodes 159 amino acids.
AUGUCUUAUACCUUCAUUAUGAUUGUCGUAGAUUUCGUAUAUUUGGCUAAAGAUGGACAAGAUUAUUUGUUUAGAUAUCUUUUUUUGUUGGCAAAUGAUUUAUUCUUCGGUAUGCAUUUUAUUGUGGCAAUAGGUUUAAGUAAAAAUAUAUUUGGGGUUAUAUGCACAUCCAUUGUUAUUGUUCUUUGGUGUGGUAUUCUUCUUUAUGUUAAUAUUACUGUUACCUAUAUAUAUGAAAAAAUUUCGGAAGAUGAAAUAUAUUUAAUUCAUUUAAUUGAAGAAAACAUACUCAGUGAAGAAAAUAUUUUAUCCUACAAAUACGAAGAAAUUUUAAACAUUAGGUCAGGAUUAAUGUCUCCCAAUUAUUCAUUAUAUGGAUUUGUACCUUUAAACUGUAAAGCGAUAUAUGCUAUGAUAUCAUUGGUUGUAACUUAUGUGGUUUACUUGAUUCAGUUCACCCAACACACAUAUAUUUUAUAA